CGUCACACAGUGAAUCAGGAAAUUUUAGCCCAGUCACCGCAACAGUCUCAAUGACGACUGAACGAGAGGGACCCUCAACAGCACACUCUUCCUUCACUUCUGCUCCAGAGACAACCGCAUCAUCUCAUCACCACACGAGUCAGACCGUGGAGACCAGCAGACAAUCUCAAUCUGGUACUGUCUCACUAGGAAUCACAUCAACUCCGUCUUCUUCCCUUAGUGGACACACUCCUACAGACCACAUUUCCCAGGACACAGCCACCUCUGGGACAGCAAGCACUCCAUCUCCUUCUAGUGUCAGCCGUAAGCCUUCCACAUCAUCAGAAAUGCCCACGUCCUCAGCCUCCACAGCUGACAUUUCAUCCUCUUCCAUUGCAAGCAACACACAUUCGGUAUCAUCAGAGGUCCCUACAACACCAAUUAGAAGAGACACUCCAGGGAGAAACACAAAAAACAUGUCACACACUGAAACGGGAAGUUUUGGCCCAGUCACCGCAAUAGUCUCAAUGAUCACUGAUCUCGAGGGACCCUCAACAGCACACCUUUCCUUCACUUCUGCUCCAGAGAUAAUGGCAUCAUCUCAGUACCACACGAGUCAGACCAUGGAGACCAACAGACAAUCUCAAACCAGCCCUAUCUUACCAGGAAUCACAUCAACUUCCUCUUCCCCUCUAAGUGGACACACUCCUACAGAGGAUAUUUCCCAGGACCCAGCCACCUUGGGGACAGCAAACACUUCAUUGCCUUCCGAUAAGAGCAACGAAACUUCACCUCAGUCAGAAGCCCUUGGCUUUGCCGUCACCUGGAGCUCCGCCACCCUAUUCUCAGGUCACUCCUCUCCUCUGUCUAUUACCAGCAGUUUCCCACCAUCCACAGCAUCCUCAAUGUCCACUGUGAAGACUCAGACAUCAGGAACAAUCACAACCUCACAGAGGAUAGGCAGCCAGAGAAGGACAACACCAUCAGUACCCUCAACAACCUCCCAGACCCAUACAACCUUCUCUCCUAGACCGUCCAUAGGCACACACUCAACAGCUGCUCCGAUCCCCAUCAAGCCCGAGAAUGGUGUUUCCCUCUUCCCCUACGGGUCAAGUGUCGGAGACCGGGAGUUUUUCAAGAAGACCGUGGACUUCACUUCCCCACUCUUCAAGCCCCAGAUUGGCUUCCCUCUUGGCUCCUCUCUCCGGGACUAUCUAUAUUUCACAGAUAAUGGCCAGGUCAUUUUCCCGAAGUCAGAGUAUCAGAUUUUCUCCUACCCCAAUCCCCCCCUUAGAGGCUUCACAGGCUGGGACCCUGUGGCCAUGGUGGCUCCAUUCUGGGAUGAUGCUGAUUUUUCCAGUGGCCAGGGAACCGUAUUUUACCAGGAAUAUGAGACACUCUAUAAUGAAUACAACGCGCUCGUCUGGCAGGUGGAGUCUUGGAUUAAAGAGUUCACACACACCUGGAACUAUAAAGCCAUGUGGACCUUAAAGGUCACGUGGGUCAAUGCCCCUGCUUAUCCUGCCCGGUGGACCUUCGGGACCAACACUUACCAGGCCAUCCUCUCCACGGAUGGGAGCAGGUCCUAUGCCCUGUUUCUUUACCAAAGUGGUGGUAUGCAGUGGGACGUGACCCAGCGCCCAGGCAACCCAGUCCUCAUGGGCUUCUCCAGUGGAGAUGGGCAUUUUGAAAACAGCCCACUGACAUCCCAGCCAAUGUGGCAGAAGUAUCUACCAGACCAAUUCCUGAAUUCCAACUCAGGCCUCCGGGGCCUGCAGGUCUACAGCCUGCACAGGGAGGAAAGGCCCAACUACCGUCUCAGGUGCCUGCAGUGGUUGCACAGACAGCCUCAGGGGCCCACAUGGGGCUGGAACCAGAUCUCCUGCCCUUGCUCCUGGCAGCAGGGACUAUGGGACUCACGCUUCCAACCCAUCAGCAUGGGCUGGCGGGGCCUCGGCAGCAGGCAGCUGUGCAGCUUCUCUUCCUGGCGCGGGGGCGCGUGCUGCAGCUACGGGCCUUGGGGCGAGCUUCUCCAAGGCUGGAGAGUGCCCGCUCCUUGGCAGUUUGAUGAGGACCUGGAGCCGCAGAACUGGUGCUGCCGCUGGAACGACAAGCCGUCCUUCUGCGCCCUGUACCAGCAAAGGCGGCCGCGCAUCGUCUGUGCCGGGUACCGGCCCCCUCGGCCCGCCUGGAUGUUUGGGGACCCCCACAUCACCACCUUGGAUGGUGCCAAUUUCACCUUCAAUGGGCUGGGGGACUUCCAGCUGGUCCGGGCCUGGGAUGGAAACUCCUCGUUUCUGCUGCAGGGCCGCACCGCCCAGACCGGAUCGGCCCAGGCCACCAACUUCAUUGCCUUUGCAGCCAAAUAUGACACCAACAGCCUGAGCCCCAUCAUAGUCCGAUGGCUCCUUGAGCCCAAUGACAUAAUCCAUGUGCAAGUCAAUAACCAGACUGUGGCAUUUGAGACUAACCGUGAAGACCCAGAAGGCCGGGAGAUAUUCAACACCACUGGCAUCAUAAUGACCCGCAAUGGCUCCCUGGUGUCAGCCACCUUCGAUGGGACUGUGACCAUCUCAGUGAUUGCCCUCUCCAACAUCCUCCAUGCCUCCUGCGGCCUCCCAGAGGAGUAUCGAAACCACACAGAAGGCCUCCUGGGAGUCUGGAAUGACAAUCCGGAUGACGACUUCAGGAUGCCCAAUGGCUCCGCCAUUCCCAGCAAUAGCACCGAGGAGUUGCUUUUCCAAUACGGAAUGACCUGGGAAAUCAAUGACACAAGACUCCUUGGCAAGAGAGAUGGCCAUCUGCCUGCCAACUUCACCCCUAUCUUCCUUUCCCAACUGAAAAACAAAACCUGGGAUGAAGAGCUGGUGGCCGAGUGUAAUGGAGACAUGCAGUGCCUCUAUGACAGCUCCGUCACAGGAAACGCAAGCACCGGCCAGAGCACUAAGAUGCUUCUCCGCAGCUACCAGCGGCUGAACGCCACCCUCAAUAAGUACCCACCCUCUAUCAAGGGUCAGUGUGUGGUGGAAGCCUACGUGGGGCAGACCAAGUGGAUUCAGUACAGCAGCCACUCGGAGAAGGUCACAUUCGCUCUGAAGCGCAGCAGUGCUGACUUCAGGCUGUUUGAGAAUGGGACAUUGCUAUGGACACCAAAGUCGUUGGAACCAUUCACUCUGGAGAUUCUAGCAAGAAACGUCGAAGACAAUUUGUCAUCUGUACUCCAGCCAAAGACAGUGGUCUGUGCUUGCAAGGAAGAGAGCCAGUGUUUAUACAAUCAGACCAGCCGGGUGGGCAAUUCCUCCCUGGAGGUGGCCGACUGCAAGUGUGACGGGAACAACUUUGGCCGCCACUGUGAAAGCUCCAAGAACCCCUGUGAUGAGCCGUGCUUCGGGAAUGUGCAGUGCUUUCCUGGGAAGGGCUGCGGGGCCUGCCCCCCAAACCUGACGGGGGAUGGGCGUCACUGUGCACCCCUGGAGCCCUCUCUCCCCUGUCAGAACCGGUCUUGCCCUGUGAAUUACUGCUACAACCAGGGCCACUGCUACAUGUCCCAGGCGCUGGGCUGCCAGCUGGCCUGCACCUGCCCCCCAGCCUUCACCGACACCCGCUGCUUCGUGGCUGGGAACAACUUCACUCCAAUCCUCCUUCAAGAGCUUCCUGUAAGAAGCAUCCAGCUCUGGCUCAGUGAAGAAGAAAAUGCCUCCGUGACAGAUGUCAAUGCCUCGGUGGCCUACAGACUGCAAAACCUGAACGUGCGGGCCUUUCUCCGGAACAGCCUAGUGACACAAAGUGAUUCUGGGAGAACGCUGGCCUCCGGAAGUUUACUUAGGCGCUGGAAGGUCAUCUCGGAGUUCCAGUACCUCCCUCGCGGUCCUGUCAUCGACUUCCUGAACACCCAGCUGCUGGAUGCAGUGGUGGAAGCGUUCUUACCCCAGGCCUCAUGGAGGCGGUGGAACGGAAUCGAGGGGCCCAGGACCAACGUGAACUUCCACUCCAUCUCCAGGGAAGACGUGGCCAGUUUGUCAGCUUUGAACGCGAGCGUGCUGGGGAAUUACUUCAACUGCAGCAGCUACAAGGACUACCGCCUGGUCUACAGCCCCCAGAGCGGCUUCACCUGUGUGUCCCCGUGUGCCGAGGGCUACUGUCAGCACGGAGGCCGGUGCCAGCACCUGCCCCAGGGGCCCCGCUGCAGCUGUGAGCCCUUCUCCAUCUACGCGCCCUGGGGCGAGCGCUGUGAGCACCUGGGCAUGAAGCUCGGCGCCUUCUUCGGAAUCCUCUUUGGAGCCCUGGGCUUCCUCCUGCUGCUGGGGGCCGCGGGGUUCGUGGUCCUGCGCUUCUGGUGCUACUCCGGGAACCACUACUCCUACCCCCUGGACUCAGAAAGCUGAGGCCUGGCCCCGACGGGGCAGCUGUGGCCUAGGAUACCUCAGGACCCACCCCAGCCUCACCCACACACCUGCCCGAGGCGCCGUUCCCUUGAGGAGACUGGGGAAAAGAAGGUGCUUGAAGGCGACUCAGGAUUCUUCAAGGCAAUGAAUCAUAAUAAAAUCCGUAGACACAGAGACAGACAGGAAGGGGCCAUAAAGACCACCUACUUAACGGAUGGAUUCUCUCACAAAUGUACCCACAAGAAGGACAC
Ailuropoda melanoleuca (giant panda) is the source of this 4615-nucleotide messenger RNA. RefSeq names its product mucin 4, cell surface associated (gene MUC4). The transcript has 25 exons. Gene Ontology annotation, biological process: cell-matrix adhesion. Gene Ontology annotation, molecular function: ErbB-2 class receptor binding. Bases 51 to 4364 code for a protein of 1437 amino acids. The record is from RefSeq and is a predicted model, not a curated record. NCBI's taxonomy places the organism in Eukaryota, Metazoa, Chordata, Mammalia, Carnivora, Ursidae.